Molecule: messenger RNA, 4248 nt
Organism: Pyrus x bretschneideri (Chinese white pear)
Lineage: Eukaryota; Viridiplantae; Streptophyta; Magnoliopsida; Rosales; Rosaceae
Exons: 5
Coding region: 431-4078 (1215 amino acids)
Source: RefSeq, a predicted model, not a curated record
CUCUCUCUCUCUCUCUCUCUCUCUCUCUCUCUCUCUCUCUCUCUCUCUCUCAUCACAUGUUUUUCCACAUUUAUCCCCAGCCGACGCCCACUCCCUCUUUGUCUCGGCUGUAAUUUUCACCAUAUUCGGUUUCAAUCUCACACCUUCCAUCCCCCGGCGAUCCGCCCUCUCCUCCGCCGCCCACUCUUCCCUUCCAGUGCGAGUUUUUUUUCUUCUGCGAUUGGUUCAACCCUCAAAGAAUUAGGGUUUCCAGUUUUGCACAUUGGAUUGGAGUGUUCGGUUUCGUUAUAAUUAGGGUUUCAAUCUCCAAUCUGAGCAUUGAGUCUGUCUCGGCGAUUUGCAUCUGGGGUUUUUUCGUUAUUCGAUUUGGAAUUUCAAAUUUUCGUCGGGGGAGAUUUUAGAUUUUUUGAAUUUUGAGUGUUUCGCUGUGAUGCCGAGGAGUACAAGGCACAAAUCAAGCAAGCAUAGUUCGAGGGAUGCCAGGGAGUACUCGGAUUCGGAGAAGGAUUCGAGCUUGAAGGAUCGUAAGAGCAAGGAAGAGAGCGGUGUAGUUAGGGUUUUAAAGGAUUCAAGUUCGAGUGAGAAGCGGAAGCUUGAUUUGAAGAAUGGGAAGGACUCGUAUGGCGGCUCCGGGAACGGGGACUAUUUGGAGGAUUCAGUAUCGGCUAAGCGGCGCAAGGAGAGGGUUGAUGAUGGAGGGAGUGAUAGGUGGAAUGGCGGGGAGAAUGAUAACCGAAGAAGCAGUGAGGGUUCGAAGAAGUCAUUGAAGGCAUCAGGGGAGUCCAAGAGUAAGAAGAGAGAUGAGAGUGUGGAGUUGUAUGCAGAGGGAGGCGAAGUGAAGAAGAGUUCGACUAGUAGUGGAAAGGGUGAAGGGAAGCAUAGGGAUAGGGAUAGGGAUAAGGAGUCGAUUCGAAAGGAUGGUAAGGAAGGUGGUGGAGCAGAGAGGGACAAGGAAAGGGACAGGGAGAGAGAAAGGGAAAAGAAAGGUAAAGAUGGGAGAACGGAGCGAUUGGUCGAUGAACAACGUGUCAUUGCCAAGCAAGUCAAUGAAAAAACUGAUUUAAAUGCACGGGAUGAAUUGGAAAGUCCUGAUGCAGAUAACCAGAUUGAUAGACGAAUGAGGAAAAGAAGAGAUGAUGUUGGUGAUGGGGAUAAGCAUCUAGAUGAUGUGGAAGACAUCAAUGAUGGGCGAUUAUCUUAUAGGGAUGAUUCUGGCAGGGAUACCAGGAAGAAGGAUGAGAAGCGGAAGGAUGAGAGAUACAGAGAAAAGCAUCGGGAAGAUGCGGAUAAGGACAAUAAGCACCGAGAUGAGCGCCCUCCAAAGGAUUAUGCAAGCAGCAAGUCUGAUGACAAGCAUUUGAAAGAUGAAAAAGAUUUGAUAGAAAUGCAACAGAAGAGAUCCAAGAUCCAGGAUGGGGAAAGCAAAGUAGAUCAUGAUCGCGAUCGCAAUAGGGACCGUGACUCAUAUCAUGUUCGUGAUCGCGACCGCUACCAUGAUCGCGAUCGUGAACGUGAACAUGGGUGGGAUCAUGGUCGUGACCGUGAUUAUGAUCGUGAUUGGGAUUGGGACCGUGAUCGGGAGCGGGAUGGGGACCGCGAGCGAGACCGCAAUCAUGACCGUGAUCGGGCCAGAGACCGUGAUAGAGAUGGUGAUCGAGAUUAUGAUCGGGACUAUGAUGGGUCACAUAUUGAUGAUCGGAGCACUAGAUACAAAGAUAGUAGCAGGGGAAAGAAAAGAUCUCCGGAUGACCGCGAUGAUGGCAGUGAUAAAUCUAGAGGUAUGAAAGCUCGGUGUUCUGACUUGGAAAAGAAGUCAUCGAGUGGUGAUAGAGUUGAGCCUGAUGUUAAUAAGGGAAGAUCUCAGUCACGGCAAGCUUAUGUAGACACUAAAUUGAGUAGCAAUAAACGCAGGACUUCCCCCGUUUCUAAUUCACAUGGCGGCAUAGAUGAGUACAGGUAUUCGAAUCCAGAAGAUUUGAAAUAUAGGGAUUCUGGAGUAGAGCAUAGGUCCAAAGCAAUGCCUCCUAGAGAUGGGUCUGGUUUGGCUGGAGUUUCAGAAAGAAGUUUCAAGUACAGAUCCAUGGAGAGACCCAAUAAAAUGGAUGAUAACCAUUUAGGCGAGAUGUCAAAUGACAAGUCUUCAAUUUCCAAGGCUUCACCCCUGCCCUUGAUGGAAAGGUCUCCUUCAUCAUCAAGUAUUGACCGCAGGUACAUCAACAGAACUGGUGUCAGACGGAGUCUUGACAUUGAAGAAACAGGUCGAAGAAGCAGUGCUUCCAUGGACAAUAUAGAUUUCUCUAACACUGAGGAUGGACUGGGUCGGGACCUACCAUCAGAGAAGCCUUUGGUAGACGAGUCAUCUCCUGCUGAUUCGUCAGCUCACAAUAGAAGUAGUCAGAGUAAUUUGUCUUCUCUGUAUCCUCCUCAUCCCAAUUUCAGGGCCGGAGCUGACAGCCCUUUUAUUGGUUCAAUGGAAGAAGAUGGUAGAGGCAACUCCAGUGCACGUUACAGAAGGAGUAGUGAUCCCAAUGUGGUUCGAGGGCAUGGUAAUGGUAAUGCAUGGAGGGGCAUUCCAAGCUGGACUUCACCAGUGCCAAAUGGGUUCAUGCAUUUCCAACAUGGGGCACCUCAUGGUGGUUUUCAGGGGAUGUUACCGCAGUUUCCAGCUCCACCAAUUUUUGGUGUUAGACCUUCAAUGGAUAUCAACCACUCUGGGAUGCCUUAUCAUAUGGCUGAUGCUGAGAGAUUUCCCGGUCACUUGCGGCCACUUGGGUGGCAGAACAUGAUGGAUGGUCCAGGCCCUUCCCACAUGCAUCUAUGGGAUGUGAGUAAUGGUGCCUUUAGGGAUGAGAAUCACAUGUAUGGGGGUGCUGAAUGGGAUCAAAGCAGGCAUCCAAUGAAUGCUCGUGGAUGGGAAUCCAGCGGUGAGGCAUGGAAAGUACAUAACAACGAUGUGAAAAGGGACUUGCCUUCCCCAGUUCAGAAAGAUGAUUAUCCUGUGCAGGCUGCUAUGGAUGAUGCUGUGGCUGGGAAGAUGGGUCAGGCGCCUCACCAUGAGGAUAACCUGGAUCUUGGAAUUUCUAGAACUGUUGAAAGAAGGUCCACUAUGACCUCUCCUCUAAAGGAGUCUAUGCCUAAAAGUGGUCAUGAUAAGUCACCUGGUCGCUCUAAAUUACGAAGUGAUGACAUCCUCUGUUUAAGUCAUUAUUAUCUUUCCAAGCUUGACAUUUCAGCAAAACUUACUCAUCCCGAGGUGUAUACGCAGUGUAUUGAGCGGAGCCCAAUUGUUGAUGAAGAUGCUACUACACACACAAUUUUGGAGGGUGCAAGGGCAGGAUUGAAAUCGUCCAAAAUCUUAUUGAGGUCCUCGCCUUUUCCUCCCUUGAAGGAUUCUGUCUUUCAGAAAGCGAUGAAUCUUUAUAAGAAGCAGAGGAUGGAAACGAGAGUCUUGCCAGUUAUUGCUGGAGGAGCAUUGGACAUUAUUUUAGCAUCUAAUCAGGAGAAUAUGGAAGCAAAAGUCCAUUGCGAUGGGGAGAAAGUAGAGGAGUUAGUCCCGGCUUCUGAUAUAGAAAUGGCAGACGCUCCAGAUUAUAAAAAUGCUGGCACUGCAUCGGGUGAUGGCGCCGAGGAGAGACUGGAGGUACCAGUUUCAUCUCCGAAUCACGAGGUGCAGAAUGGCACAUGCGUCCCUUCUCCUAUGUUGGGAAUGCCAGUUGAUGAUAAUGGUGGAAACAAAGCAGGGGAUCCCCAAACAAUCUCAAAUGGGGUGGAAAUAGAAUCCUCGGACCAGGCGAAAUUAGAUGAUAGCGAUGCAAAUGGUUUCUCAUCACCUGAUAACGAAUCUCUUGCUACCACCACUUUACCUGCAGCAGCUAAUGACUCAAAUGUGAUUAGCAAGACUAAAGAUGAUAAUUCAAUUGGUCAGGCUUCUAUCGACGGUGCGGCAGAUGCAGUAACUGGUCCUUUAAUAAUACCCAAGGGUUCCCCAAAGGCUUGUGAGGCUUUGAUUUCGGGGUCUAAUGAGUCUGAUUCGGUAAAUUUAAGUCGGAUACAUCAUUCUCCUGAAAGUACACAUUGAACAAUUUCUUCUAUAUCCAUGUUCUUUUUCUUUUCCGUUCCUUUUAUUGCGUUUUUAAGUUCGUUAUGCUCAUCUUAUUUUCUGUGGCUUCUCAUUUCAGCAAGGAAAUAAAAUCAAAAUUUGGGGUUUCGGCUCCCUUGAGCUUUGCCCAUAGUCCUGUUUCUCCUCCA